Myotis lucifugus (little brown bat) is the source of this 2246-nucleotide messenger RNA. RefSeq names its product potassium voltage-gated channel modifier subfamily G member 3 (gene KCNG3). Gene Ontology annotation, cellular component: membrane; voltage-gated potassium channel complex. The record is from RefSeq and is a predicted model, not a curated record. NCBI's taxonomy places the organism in Eukaryota, Metazoa, Chordata, Mammalia, Chiroptera, Vespertilionidae. Gene Ontology annotation, molecular function: delayed rectifier potassium channel activity. Gene Ontology annotation, biological process: potassium ion transmembrane transport.
AUGGGGUCCGGGCGCUCUACCUGUAGGCGCCCUCUUAGGACCGGUGCCCCAGAAAGCGGGGGCUGGGGCCGUUCUCCUCCGCGGGAGAGUGGCACCGAGGUUGGGCGUUGGGGUGUGUGGCCGCCCUCGGAGCACACGAAGCCGCGAGCCGACGGCCUCGAGGCGUCCCCGUCCAGGCGCAGGCUGGAGCGCAUGCGGCUGACCCUCGAGGAGCCCACGUCGUCGCUGGCCGCCCAGAUCCUGGCCAGCGUGUCGGUCGUGUUCGUGAUCGUGUCCAUGGUGGUGCUGUGCGCCAGCACACUGCCCGAUUGGCGCGCCGCCGCGGCCGACAACCGCAGCCUGGAUGACCGGAGCAGGAUAAUUGAAGCUAUCUGCAUAGGUUGGUUCACGGCAGAGUGCAUCGUGAGGUUCAUCAUCUCCAAAAACAAGUGUGAGUUUGUCAAGAGACCCCUGAACAUCAUUGACUUACUGGCAAUCACGCCGUAUUACAUCUCCGUGUUGAUGACAGUAUUUACAGGCGAGAACUCUCAGCUCCAGAGGGCCGGGGUCACCUUGAGGGUGCUUAGAAUGAUGAGGAUUUUUUGGGUGAUUAAGCUUGCCCGUCACUUCAUUGGUCUUCAGACACUGGGUUUGACUCUCAAACGAUGCUACCGAGAGAUGGUUAUGCUACUUGUCUUCAUUUGUGUUGCCAUGGCAAUCUUCAGUGCACUUUCUCAGCUUCUUGAACAUGGGUUGGACCUGGAAGCAUCCAACAAGGACUUCGCCAGCAUCCCUGCUGCCUGCUGGUGGGUGAUUAUCUCUAUGACUACAGUUGGCUAUGGAGAUAUGUAUCCUAUCACAAUGCCUGGAAGAAUUCUUGGAGGAGUUUGUGUUGUCAGUGGAAUUGUUCUGUUGGCAUUGCCUAUCACUUUCAUCUACCAUAGCUUUGUGCAGUGUUAUCAUGAGCUCAAAUUUAGAUCAGCUAGAUAUAGUAGGAGCCUCUCCACGGAGUUCCUAAAUUAAUGCAUUGCAAAUCAAGUCUCGCAUACACCUUGUUUGUUAGAAAGACUUACUGCUACUUCAUAUUCAUGUGUUUCUUGCUCGGUGAGCACUGCAGUGUGGUACUGUCAUCAUCUUGGUAGGGUAAGAAUUAUCCUUCCCAGAUGAAGGGAUAAAGCAAUUUACUUAUUAUGGAGUAAACAAGAUUGAGACUGCAAAGGAAAAGCAAUGAUUUCUAGAGUUAAUUUUAAUAUCUUAUUUUAUUUAGACUUGUUUCCUACUCCUUGCCUUGAACAAUGACACUUUUUUUUUGUUUUGAAGUAUAUUAUUUGAACAUUUUAAAAUGGAAAGCUACUAUUGUCCAAAUGUUUUUCUAUCUUAUGAAUUUAGAAGAGUCUUGGAAGUUAUGGUGUUUUUUGUUGGAGAGUAACAUUUUCGUUUCUAAAUGUUUUAUAAUCUCUCAUAUCAAUGUCAGAAGUAUCCUGGAAACAUAUGUCACAUGCAAGAACUGUUUAACAAAUACUUACAAAAUUUGGCUGAAUUUAAACUGUAUGACGGAGCUAGAUACAAGCAAGAAUAGUAUUUGGAAAACUUUUCCAGCAUUUCUCAAUUCUCGGAUUUAUUUUUGUUCCUAUUAUUCACUUUAUCAUGCAGCUUCAUGGAAGCUUGAGUAUGCCCUUACUUUUUCAUUCCAGGUUUCUUUUAUCUCUUUGCUGAAAGGACUCAAACAAGUAUUUUAGAAUGAAGAGAGCUUGUAUUAUUUAGUAUUUUAUUGGAGUUUAUUGUAUUUGAAUUCAUUGCUGUUACUAGGUGAUAAUUGUCCUAACAUUCAGAUGUCCAAACAAGAUUUCCACAUAAGAAAUAAUAGAAGUGGUUUGAUAUUACAACCCAUAUUUUUCUUCUUCUGCUUUUUUCCCCCCACCUAAACAACAUGGGUUUAAGUCUUACCAGGUGAAAGGAUUUUUAUAUAUACCAAAGUCAUACUUAGAUGUUAUCACUGGAUUAACAUAAAAAGAGAAAUGAAAUAUUUUCUUACUCUUGGUUGCUGUGUAGCUAAGCCAUUUUAAGCCAGCUGAGAGCAAUGAAUACAUACUCAUUUGAUCUGAUCUUCACCAUCAUAAAUUAUGACCACACCAAAGCUUCUUGCAAUAAUACUGAAUAAUAUGCCACAUUAAUUUGGCUAGAUUAUUAGGCCUAGAUGUAAAACUGAUGACUGUUUAGUGCUAAACUCUAGCAAAGUGAAUUAAGAUUUUUGCUUUGUUAACCAG